CACACAUGAACAUUAUGAACAACAAUCCAAAAAUCUGAUCCAAGCAAGCAUGCUGUUUUACCAACUUCAGAGCCACAGAAAUUUUGUUUGAAUUCUUUCUUAACCUCAUCGUGAUUGGAUUGAAUUGAUUGAUAAUUUACACAGCCUAAUCGCUUCUCUGAUAGAAAAAAAUAUUGGAAGAAAUGCCUACGUACGAGUUAGCAUUCUUGCUGAAAAAUAUGAGCAAGCCCGACAUAGCUGUAUCCUUGAAGAGAGCAGCCCAGGAAAUUUUCCUUCGAGGUGGCUUCAUCAGGAAAUUAGAAAAUUUGGGAAUCAGCAAAGACACGCCCUACAAAAUAUCAUCCCAUGGACAGGUUCAUAGAACAGCAAGCUACUUUGCUUUACAAUUUGAUGCUCCACCGACGACCGUUGUUGACUUGAAAGAUGUUUACAAGAGAGAUGUCGACAUCGUGCGGUAUAAUAUUUUUAAAGUUGUAGAACCAGAAAAAGCCGAGUGUACCUUGCAUGAAGAAAUUUUGCCUCCUGCAUACCGAAAGGAUGUCCAGGAGCUGUUGGCUGAAAGUGAAAAAAAGAAACCCAAGCAGUGGGACGCAAAAACUGGUCUGGAUUAUUAUCCUUUCCAGAGGUAGACAUUGAUUUAAUUGUUCAACUAGUUAGUAUUAAUAGAUAACUAAACGCAAAAUAUUAAAUAAAA
This is a messenger RNA of Cloeon dipterum, 694 nucleotides long. RefSeq names its product mitochondrial ribosomal protein S6 (gene mRpS6). Bases 183 to 629 code for a protein of 148 amino acids. Gene Ontology annotation, molecular function: small ribosomal subunit rRNA binding; structural constituent of ribosome. The transcript has 3 exons. Gene Ontology annotation, cellular component: ribosome; mitochondrial small ribosomal subunit. The record is from RefSeq and is a predicted model, not a curated record. Gene Ontology annotation, biological process: translation. NCBI's taxonomy places the organism in Eukaryota, Metazoa, Arthropoda, Insecta, Ephemeroptera, Baetidae.